This is a messenger RNA of Saccoglossus kowalevskii, 1010 nucleotides long. Its product is annotated as HAUS augmin-like complex subunit 8. Lineage: Eukaryota; Metazoa; Hemichordata; Enteropneusta; Harrimaniidae. Gene Ontology annotation, cellular component: centrosome; nuclear microtubule; cytoplasm. Gene Ontology annotation, biological process: spindle assembly; centrosome cycle. The record is from RefSeq and is a predicted model, not a curated record. Gene Ontology annotation, molecular function: microtubule binding.
ACAUGGCGUCUAAGCGAUCGCUCUACAGACCUGCUCCUGAAAAUGUUACCAGCAAACAGACUCGUCAUUUUUUAGCACAAGGACGUCUUACAACCAAACCAUCAUUGCCAGAUUCUCUCACAGUAUAUGCAUCACCACAUCAUUUACAGCGACCAUUAGCGGAUGAAGGAGGUGAUGCCAGUACUAUUAUAUCGCAUGCACCAAUUGAUGAUGGGUCAUUAUCACCAAGACAACAGAUGGCAGCAUAUGUGCAUAGUCCUCAGCAGAGUAUGUCCUCAGCAAGUUAUAUUGACACACCAAUUUCAGACAGCCUGACACGGUCACCAGCUAAGCCCAAACCAGAGCAACUCCUAGAACUCUCUGAUUCAGAUGAAGAAAUUACAUUUCAUAAAAAGAAGGUGGAUGGACUACGACCCAGACAUUCUAGUGGUGCCAGACAAAUGAAAUCACCAGAUAAUAUAAGUGGGAUGGAAGAUAUUGUUAUGUUACCAGAUUUUGGAGAACAGGCGGUUUUACCCCUUGAGACAUCUGCUAAUAGGUCGAGUACUUUGAAAAGUGUUGAUGAGAAGAGUGGCAGUGGUGUAAAAAAGAAGAAACCUAAAGGUCGUAUUGUGUCCUCCAGAUAUAUGCAGGGUUUUAACACUACUCUCCCUUCCAAACCUAAUGUCACCACCAAUAGAGACUCUGAAACUCACUCAAAGAUGAUGAGGAAAACUGCAACAACUUCCAGUAAAGGACGCCCCGUAUCUAAGCUACACACGAAACCAAGGAGAUCUUUAGUGACGUCUACACCAUUCGCUGGGACGCUCGGUACUAUACCAGUCAAUUCCCCAAUGUUUUCAGGGGAUGGUUCCUAUUUCCAGCCACCGUCCGCCAUAAAGACUGACAGCAAGAAAUCAAGACCCAAGUCGAGACAAGCAGUGGGUUUACCGUCACCAAUGGACAUCACCUCUAAGACGCCUGCUUCGUUCAUAGAUGUGGAGGCAUCAGUACCACAGUAUCUAAUGUAA